AUGGACAUUUAUUCGUGGCUUCAGCGAGAUGACUCGUUUCAUCUGAUUCAAAUGACACCGGAUUUGGUGAAAACCAUGGAGAAUAAUGAGAGACUUAUUUUCAAGUCGCGAGAUCGCGACUCAAGCAUAUUUCUGUGUUCAGAUUCCAAGACGUUUCAUAUUCGCAAGAAGAACCAUUCGAACACGGUUAUUGUCUUGAAACAUGACAAGGAGAACGCCAAAGCUAUUGGAUUUGCCUCGAUGGACUCAGAGCUGGAACCCAAGGUGGUUUCCGGAUCGAUUGACAUCUCGGAUGUGCCUUUAUUUGAGGAAACGGGCGAAGAAUUUACUGAUUUUGUGAAGAGGACAAAUCCGCCGAGCUUUGCAGACUUGCGGGCCGUUUCCACCGCGUCCAAAACCGAAUUUGAUGUACAAUGGGCCGAACUGAAUGGAUGUGAAAUAGAUGGACAUGCGGUAAUUCUCGGAUUCAACCUUGUGGUUUCUGUUCUGAAAACCAUUAUCACCACUUUGGUAGCCUAUGAUAUGGACCAGGAAGCUUUUUCGGCGACAAAGCUACAAGAGAGAUUGGAGGAUAUUAGACCGGAGUUUGCGCGAACGGUGCUUGCACAAUUUGCUACCAAAACUCCUGCUGGGUAUUCUCUGGACAAGCCGAAGAUUUCACGAUGGUUUGGGCUUCAAGUUCUAAGAAGCACUCUUGCUCCCGUGAAAGAGGAAGACUUUUUGAUCAACUGGAAGGACGCUUUUCCAGCUUUUUUUGACGUCAGCAUUGACAUUCAAUCUUUGGUGGGAAGUUUUGUGAGGCCUUUCCCUAAUAUGGUACAAUUUUACAACUCUGCAGGUUUGCCACAGGAUCCUGUUCAAAGGUUCAAGGAGUUAUUCAAGAUCCAGGCCAGUUGGUCGCUCGAGGAGAUGAAGCCAUAUGUCGAGGAUUUGAACUCAAGAAAUCUCAAGCUAGAGAGUUUCGUGAUGAAGUACGCGAGGAGGAAGCGCAUCGGCAAGAACUAUGUGAUUACUAGAAGGUGA
Kuraishia capsulata CBS 1993 is the source of this 1023-nucleotide messenger RNA. RefSeq lists its product as uncharacterized. Gene Ontology annotation, biological process: maintenance of mitotic sister chromatid cohesion; mitotic sister chromatid cohesion. The transcript has 2 exons. Gene Ontology annotation, cellular component: Ctf18 RFC-like complex; nucleus; chromosome, centromeric region. The record is from RefSeq and is a predicted model, not a curated record. Lineage: Eukaryota; Fungi; Ascomycota; Pichiomycetes; Pichiales; Pichiaceae. The coding region runs from base 1 to 1023 and encodes 340 amino acids.